AUGAGAAGAAUCUUUCGAGGGCCAAUAAUCUCCUUUCUUUCUCUAUCUAACCCUCCCGAAGCUCGAUCAGUACUGCUGCUACGAAAAUUCAAAGGUUUUUAUGAAAUUCAAGCCGCAUAUUUGUUAAUUUGGCGCUUACCUAAAUCAGUGUAUUGCCAACUGGUGUUUGUCUGCAAGUAUUGUUGACUAUGCUCACUGAGGGUGAGGUUUGACAAGAAUUAAUGUUUGGGAACGAGAAAUCGAAUAUGGGCUGGUUGCAUUUAGUGGCGCUUCUUGUGUUUAAUGAAUUGUAUCCCUUUUAGAUAAUAGAGUUUAAACUGUAAGCCAACAUGUCAAGAGAUCGGCGUUUCCCCCAAAUCAGUACUUUGGAGCUGAAACUUCAUAUUGAAAGGAGGUUGGGUCACCAAAAAGCAGAUAAAUAUUUUAAUCUAAUGAAUAGAUAUUUAAGCCUCAAGGUUAGCAAAUCGGAUUUUGGUAAGCUAUGUGUUGGAUUAUUGGGGAGAGAGAAUAUUUCACUUCAUAAUGGGUUUCUCAGAGCAAUUAUCAAGAAUGCCAGUAUUUUCAAGAGUCCUUCGCCUAAACAUGAAAAAGCUCAAGCUUCGUUGAAUUUGAAAGUUCGGAAUGGGUAUCAAAGAAGUAGUUUUCAUUCGCUAUAUGGAGAUGUGUUUCCUCAGUCUCCGAGGAAGGGGAGAUCUUCUAUCCUUCGAGAUCACACAUUAAAGGUCAUCCCAAGCCCCCUCAGGCCUCAUGGGAAGACACACAAUGUGGGACAUGAAGAUUCGACACCGAAGGUUGUGGAACAGCAGAGUGCCACCGAAUUGUUAUCUUUAGGUAGCAGGCCUCCUGCUGAAGUCACCUCUGUUGAAGAGGGUGAAGAGGUCGAACAAUUUGCUGAAAGCCCGGGAGUCUACAGUAGAACCCCUCUUAGUGCUCCUCUUGGGAUCUCUCUUAAUACGAAAGGAUUAAGGAAGGUGCAUGGCUCAUCAUCUUACUUGAAUGCCGAGACCUGUUAUAACACUGGUGAGCUGCCUGAUACCAGUUCUUUAAGGGAGAAGUUGGAACUGAUGUUGGAGACCGAGGGUUUGAAUAUCUCAGCAAAUUGUGUCAACUUGUUAAACAAUGGGCUGGACAUGUUUAUGAAGAGAUUACUGCAGCCUUGUCUGGAUUUAGCUGCUUCAAGGUCUGAACACAAGCUUCUCAAUAAUGUUCGUCAUCAGGUCACAAACAGGAUGGGGCCCCUGCCCUGUUUACUGAAGCAUAAUAGUUUUGUUUCAGUGACAAUGCUAGAUUUUCGAGUUGCAAUGGAGUCGAAUCCCAGUGUACUUGGAGAAGAUUGGCCUGUAAAGCUUGAGAAGGUUUCCUUGGGCACAUCAGAAGAUAAUAUGGAUAUAUAGUCGGCCUCUUUGGAGUUCAUCUCAAAGCGAUGACCUGCUAUUGUAACUGCAGGAGCUCUUUUAACAGGGUUGUUGACCCAUUUCAUACGAUCAACGCGUGUUCUAAAGCUACAAGAUUAUCGAUUUGGUAGGUUUGUACAUGCAUUUCUGAGCUGAUUAUUUCUGAGUGGGACUUCUUACCUCAUAAAGGAUAUGGAUACUUGUAAAAUUGUAGCCAUUACAUAUAGUUCAGUGGCCCUCUUUAGCUAAUGUAAGCUUUUCUAUCUUAGUAACCACUUGUUUCUGACUAAAUCUAUUCUUUUAGUGUAUCCAUGCCGUCAUUUGUUAGUACCCCCCCCCCCCCCCCC
Messenger RNA from Olea europaea var. sylvestris, 1741 nucleotides. RefSeq lists its product as uncharacterized. The coding region runs from base 330 to 1394 and encodes 354 amino acids. Gene Ontology annotation, biological process: regulation of transcription by RNA polymerase II. The record is from RefSeq and is a predicted model, not a curated record. Gene Ontology annotation, molecular function: transcription coactivator activity. Lineage: Eukaryota; Viridiplantae; Streptophyta; Magnoliopsida; Lamiales; Oleaceae. The transcript is spliced from 2 exons. Gene Ontology annotation, cellular component: SAGA complex.